Messenger RNA from Colletes gigas, 5536 nucleotides. Its product is annotated as protein groucho-like. The record is from RefSeq and is a predicted model, not a curated record. NCBI's taxonomy places the organism in Eukaryota, Metazoa, Arthropoda, Insecta, Hymenoptera, Colletidae. The coding region runs from base 853 to 3195 and encodes 780 amino acids. The transcript is spliced from 13 exons. Gene Ontology annotation, cellular component: transcription regulator complex; nucleus. Gene Ontology annotation, biological process: negative regulation of canonical Wnt signaling pathway; regulation of DNA-templated transcription. Gene Ontology annotation, molecular function: protein binding; transcription corepressor activity.
ACCAUCCCCACCACUUACUCGUCCAUCAGUCGCUCCGAGGCCGUUCGAGAGAGAGGAUUGUUCUUGCCGUUCGUCCGCGUGCUUAACGUUUCGAGCUCGCUUUCGCGUUUACGUUCGCCGGUUUCUUUGGAUCGGUGCUCGCGCGUUUCGAUUCUUGAAUGCGCGUCCUUUGAUGCCAGAGUAGCUCUCGCGUACCAACGGUAAAGACGUGUGCGGUGCUAGUGUUGGUAAACUUAACCUCAAAGUGGCGGCGGGCCACCGUUUCGGUAGUAAACAACUAAGUGCAGUGUCUCUGUGUAAUGGUGUGUCCACGUUGAGGAAGAAGGAGGAGAGUUCGUUUCUUUGGUUUAACGCGAAGAAAACGAGUCUUCGUGUCGAAUUUUUAACGCGGUGGUUAUCGCUCUGUUUUACCGACCGUAAAAAGGGCACGCCACACUCUUGGUGCCCAACGGGAAUUCUUCGUGGCUAGCGUCGGUGUCAUAUAUAACCUCGAUGAACGUAGCCAGCGAUAGAAAUAAGUGGUGAUACAAGUUUUAUCGAUCGAGACGGUGAUAUUAUUUUCGAUGAGAAUGCGGUAGUGGCGGAUGGCAAACAUACCGAUGGAUCAUCGUCGUGCAUCCGAGGCGGGGACCUUCUCGAUCGAAUCGCGUCGACAGAAUCGCAGACAGAGCCGUCGGAAGGGUCGGUCGUUCUCGUAGCCCACGCGGGCGAUUUGAAUCUGUGUUUUGUUUAUCGUUGUGUUGUUAUUUGUUGUCGUUGGUGUGCCGCGUGACAUGAAGUGUAUCGUUCGCGUGAUUUGAGUACGCAUACGACAGUGUUUCUAUUUUUUAUUAGUUCGAAAACAGAGGAGUCAUGUAUCCCAGCGCCGGAAUCAAUGCCGCUGCUGUGGCUGCCGCCGCUGCCAGACAUCCGGGUCCGCCGCAGCCCGGCCAGCAAUAUAAAUUCUCGAUCGGCGAGCUGUGCGAUCGUAUCAAGGAGGACUUCAACUUUCUUCAGACACAGUAUCACAGUAUUAAGUUGGAGCUGGAGAAACUCGCCCAGGAGAAGACGGAGAUGCAGCGCCACUACGUCAUGUAUUACGAGAUGUCCUACGGCCUGAACGUGGAAAUGCAUAAACAGACAGAGAUAGCGAAGAGAUUAAACGCCAUAAUUGCUCAGAUCCUGCCGUUUCUCUCCCAGGAACAUCAACAACAAGUCGCUACUGCUGUUGACAGAGCCAAACAAGUGACCAUGACCGAACUCAACGCCAUUAUCGGGCAACAGAGGCCAGACUUGCCGAGGCUUCUCCAACAGAUGCACGCUCUACCACCAGGUGCCGCGAUAGGUCCUCAUCCAGGUAUUCCGGCACUUCCUGGACCUGGACUUCCUACCUCAGCCUCUGCAGCUCUUCUUGGAUUAGGUAUUCCACCGGGCGCGGCUGCCACCGCCGGAGGCACGGCUGCUCACCCUCUCCCAAUGUUGACCAAGCCAGACCAUCAUCGGGGUCAGCCGGACGACUUGAAGCCGAACGGUGGUCUGAAUCCCGCCGAGGAGAGGCAUAGGAAUUCGAUAUCGCCGGCCGAGCGCGAGAAAUACAGCAGGCCGCGAAGUACGCCGGACCCCCAGCACCACGAGCACAUGCACCUCAAGAAAAUGAAGAAGGAACAGGACAAGGACAUAGGCCAUCAGAGCGAUGGUGAAAAGAGCGACCAGGACUUGGUGGUGGACGACGCCAGCGAGGGGCCAGCGAGUCCCGCGGCGAAUGGCACCUCAUCGCCGAGGGAGAACGGCCUCGACAAGCUGGGUCCGUCCUCGGUGCCUUUGAGCAGCCAGGUGAAGAAAGAAGUGCCGCCACCCUCGCCGAGAAGCGGUACCAGCAGCAACGCUAGCACGCCGUCGGCCAAGAAGAUGGAGGAACGGGAGAAACCGACCACUCCGAUCUCAAAACCUGUCACACCUACGUCAGCGGGUGGUAGCAGCUCCGGCUCCGGUGGUCUGAAACCGUCGAGUUCCAGCAAACCGCUGGUCUCGGCUUCGGCGGUCGGCCCUUAUCCGCCACACUAUCCGCCGCCACAUCAUCCACCCGCAGGACCUCAUGCGGACAUGUUGGGUUAUCCUCCGGCAGCCCUGAAUGGAUAUCCCACAAGACCACCUCUUCAGCAACUGUACGACCCUCACGGAACCAUGAGGGCACCACUCGGACCUUUCGGCGUGCCCGGUGGCAAACCAGCGUACAGUUUCCACGUAUCGAGCGAAGGCCAGAUGCAGCCAGUGCCCUUUCCACCUGAUGCUCUAAUUGGACAAGGAAUACCGCGUCAUGCGCGCCAGAUAAAUACCCUCACGCAUGGCGAGGUGGUGUGCGCCGUAACGAUCUCAAAUCCGACUAAAUACGUUUACACCGGCGGCAAAGGAUGUGUCAAGGUCUGGGACAUCAAUCAGGGCGGCAGCGGUAGCGCGAAACACGUUUCGCAACUUGAUUGCUUGCAACGAGACAACUACAUCAGAUCAGUGAAACUGUUACCAGACGGCAGAACCCUAAUAGUGGGAGGUGAGGCGAGUAAUCUGAGCAUCUGGGAUCUAGCGAGUCCGACGCCAAGAAUCAAGGCGGAACUGACCUCGAACGCGCCAGCGUGUUACGCUCUGGCCAUCUCACCGGACUCGAAGGUCUGCUUCAGCUGCUGCAGCGACGGAAACAUUGCCGUCUGGGAUCUGCAGAAUCAGUCGUUGGUCAGACAGUUCCAGGGUCACACGGACGGCGCGUCGUGCAUCGACAUCUCCGCCGACGGGUCGAAACUCUGGACAGGCGGUCUGGACAACACGGUGCGCUCGUGGGACCUUCGAGAGGGCAGGCAGCUUCAGCAACACGACUUCACGUCUCAAAUAUUCUCCCUCGGCUAUUGCCCGACUGGGGAAUGGCUGGCUGUUGGCAUGGAGAACUCGAACGUCGAGGUUCUACACGCCACCAAACCGGACAAAUAUCAGCUUCAUUUACACGAAUCGUGUGUGCUCUCGUUGCGUUUCGCUACCUGUGGCAAGUGGUUUGUCUCCACUGGCAAAGACAAUUUGCUGAACGCGUGGCGCACACCUUACGGUGCCUCAAUAUUCCAGUCGAAGGAGUCCUCGUCGGUGCUGAGCUGCGAUAUCUCUACGGACGACAAGUACAUCGUGACGGGAUCGGGUGACAAGAAAGCUACCGUCUACGAAGUGAUAUACUGAACAGUCGACUCGACGACCCUCUCGAAUACUGGUUACUGUUGAACGGACUAGGCUUUUGUAGUACUCGUGCACAGAAAAAGCGAAUAACAGGCUUCGGUUUAUGGGCAAGUAGAGGGAAGUCCGUUCUGAGAACGCGUACUGAAGCUGGGAUUAAUCGAAGGAGCGCGGAUGUUACGCUCCGCCCUGUACCAAGAGGAGACUGUCGUUUAUUUGUGAAUCGAGCGAUACGUCGGCGUGUGUUAUAUUUGUUAAAUUUGGAUCACUUGUAGCUACCGGCGUGAAUGGACAAUACAGGCAAGGCUGCGAAGAACACUGAAGUUACGGUAUAUAUAUAUAUAUAUAAAUAUAUAUAAAGGUGGCAGAACGUUUUAGCUAUUUAAGAUUGUAUAGAACGCAUAAUUAUAAAUAGGCUGAAAACGAUUUCGAAUGAGACUAUGCGUGUGAUGUUCUCCCCGAUGAUUACGUGGUGCCGCGGGAUCGUUCGACUUCGAGCAAGAGGAAGUCGCUUGUGUAAUAUGUUACUAAUGUAAUAUAGAAUUUUACGAUUAAGUAUCAUACGCGUGACUGUGAGAGUUUGCACGGUGAAUUAGUUUGCUUCGGCAUUUUCACCGGGCGCGCGAUGUCCUCGUGCUUCGCUAUCGACGACGAACGAACGGAUGCCUGAGUAAGACGUGUACGGAGCACAGAGAUCUAGCAUGUAGGACCCGUCAACGUAGGAAUGUGUGUCGCGUGUUGCAGAUUUCUACAUAAUAUAUCGAGCACACGUGUAGAGAGGAAGAGCGUCUAUGGUGUAUAGCGGAUAUAGGGCUAUGAACUGAUGUAGUUUUCGAUCGUGCUGAGGGAUGCGUAAAACGAAGCCGAGAUGUUGCGCGAACCUUGAUAUUUCCAUUCACGAAGAGUAAUUAAUGAUUUGUACUCGUACGUAAGCCUCAGUUAAAAACCUUGUUCUUUCGUUGCUAUUCUCUGUGUCGCUACUACUAACUGACUACGUUCGGUAACUAUGGAAAUUUUGUGAAAGGCACGGAAGGAUAAGGCAGAACAAAAAAAGUGCGUUCGAUCUCUUGACAUUUUCUAUAGCAAAUAUCUGUGUAUAUGUACGGACGAAAGAGACGCCGAUGCUUUUUCUGUCGUGCCGUAAUCGGUAUCGCCGAAAGAAAUCCCGCGUCUCUCGCGCGGCGCAAGCUUUUCCGGUACAUCGUGGCUCGUUCGCGACGAAUCUCGAAACCUGACUUUCGUACGAAAACUCGAAGGGUAUUUAUCGAAUAUAUUUUCACGCCCGCCAAUCUUUUUGCGACGAAAUCGCCCUAACGGUUUUUGACAUUCUUCGUCGGCGAACCGUGGCACGAUAUACUUUACGAGUUGUGCCGCCGCGAGGGGGGCAACAAUUUCGCUCCUAUCCGCAUCUAACGAAACCCAAUCGUACUCGAUGGAGAUGAUACACAUGAACUUAGGCGGACGCCUACGGAUGCUCGCGAUUACUGCCGUUCGAGGCAUCGAACUCUUACACACGAGUAAAAAGAUAACACACGGGCUACGCUCAUAGACACGUUCUUUACAAGAUAUUCAGCGAAAUAUUUUUCUGACUGUCCACGAUGGCCCUAGAUUCAACCGAACGACCCGGUCGACGAAAUACCGUCGUAAUCGUAAUUGAAUUUAUAUCAACAGGAUCAAAUUGACGCAUUUCAGUACAUUGACGAUUUUCUUCGUGCCUGCGAGACGGCGUAUGAAAUUUGUAGGGUACUAGGUAGUGCGUUAUCAUUCGGAUCUGAAUACGGUGAAAGCAGGGGAUGCAUAAAGGAGAUUUCUAUUUUGUUACAGGAUGACACACGUUUACAUUCGCUGUGAUCGUCGUAGAAUCGACGCUGUAUACUGCCGCGCAAACAUUAACGUUGACGAGACGUAAUACGAAUUAUGACACGAAAGGAAGUAGGAAAGAAAAACGAGAAACGAGAAAAUGCAGAUAGAUUUUCGACGAACACAGCUCCGACGAUAGACCAAUAGAAACAACGAUACCUCAAGAAGACUCAAUAGUUAAUUAUCUCUUACGAAUUAACUUGUACAGAAUCGAUAUUCUUUUACAGUGAAUAAUACGCAUACCCACGCAAAUGCAUAGACACACGUAAACACACAUAACACAUACACGUACAGACGCACUAGGGAAAACAACAGCGAAGAGAAAAAUAAGACAGCGAAAUCGCGACUCGUCACCCCGCAAUAAUUCAUUAAUUGUGUCCCGCAGUCACUGAAUUGUAUCUCCGCAAUUUGCACUCCGUGUGUACGAAAGUAAAACGAAUGCGUUUCUAGCAGAGAAAAAAGACAGACAAGUGUUAAUCCUUUCCAA